AUGUCUCGCUUGAAGAUGUUGUUGGCAAUGCUACAGAUCUGCCGCCUUCUACCAAGUAUUGCCAGUUCAUGCCCAACGAGUGGUCGAGACGAGUACAGACUCCUGUAUCGACCCAGCGGUAUCGAGAUCUUCCUCGAGCCUGCUCAUGUUACGAAAACCUACCCAGCCCAUCAAUAUGAACAAGCAAAACAGCAAGCAGGGACCGUCUACGAAGUACUCCGAUGCACGUGUAGCCUGGUCUUCGGUCCUCGAGGAAGCAGCGUCAAGCCAUCCACGCUAGCGGAAGUACUUUGCGCCACCCGUGAUAUUCUGGAAGCUUUGGUGAAGCUGCACUCAAUUUCGUGGAUGCACCGAGACAUUCGAUGGUCCAAUGUGGUGAAAAUCUGUGGCAACAAUUCCGAGUCGUGGUUUCUGAUUGACUUCAUGGAUGCUGCCGAGAGUCCUCAAGACGCUGAAAGUGCAAAACACUUGUCGCGUUCUAUUCACGCUCCGGAAAUGUUUACAGACCCUACCCACACAACUGCUGUGGAUAUCUGGUCUGUAGGUCGCUUGCUCAAGUCCGUUGGAGAUAUUUGGGGAGAUUCAGGCGACAGGGAUGCAUUCGUGCGGGAAUUGAUGCAUGAACUGCCGACGCAAAGACCAACUGCUAAGAAAGCCCUUGCAAGGCUGAAGGAGCUUGGACAACAAUACAUCGGGACAUGGAGUGACGAGCCGGAGGCUAGCAAAGAAAUGUGA
This is a messenger RNA of Phytophthora sojae, 735 nucleotides long. RefSeq lists its product as hypothetical. Gene Ontology annotation, molecular function: ATP binding; protein serine/threonine kinase activity. The transcript has 2 exons. The record is from RefSeq and is a predicted model, not a curated record. Bases 1 to 735 code for a protein of 244 amino acids. Gene Ontology annotation, biological process: mitotic DNA damage checkpoint signaling; protein phosphorylation. NCBI's taxonomy places the organism in Eukaryota, Oomycota, Peronosporomycetes, Peronosporales, Peronosporaceae. Gene Ontology annotation, cellular component: nucleus.